Xenopus laevis (African clawed frog) is the source of this 2634-nucleotide messenger RNA. Its product is annotated as ankyrin and armadillo repeat-containing protein-like. The coding region runs from base 159 to 2501 and encodes 780 amino acids. Lineage: Eukaryota; Metazoa; Chordata; Amphibia; Anura; Pipidae. The record is from RefSeq and is a predicted model, not a curated record. The transcript is spliced from 10 exons.
UGCACUCAGUUGAGCAGAUCAUCAGGGUGAGACACAGUAAGAGCUUUAUUCACAGGAUUCCCUCUGAGAUGAAUGUUGAAGCACUAAGCAUGAGCCAGUUAUAAUAUCAUCUCUCAAAUUAAAAUCAAAGGAUAAAAAAUCAGAGAAACGGAAAUAAUAUGGAAGAGUCUGAUAAAAGUGGGUGGGCUCCAAUACACCACGCAGCUUACAGAAAUCACAUAUCACUGAUAGAACGUCUCAUAAAGUCUUCCGGACCAGAACAACUGGAAACCUUGACCAAUGACAGCCUUCAGAAUACCCCGUUACUACUUGCUGCAUCAAGUGGUAGCAAAGAAAUGGUCAACAUACUAAUUAAACAUGGCGCAGACAUCACAUUCCAUAACAGGCAAAGUCAUGGGGUAAUAGAGAUGUGUGCCAUUUAUGAGCAUGUGGAUCUUCUCAGAUAUUUUCUGUCUCUUGCUGAUCAAAACCUCAAUGUAUAUAAGAAGCUGGUGGCACUACUGUAUUCAGACAAAAAAGAUUAUAUUAUCAGUGCCUGCUCUGUCAUUGCUGGACUGAUGGGGCAACAAGAAGAUGCCCUGAGUUCACUUGUUGACAGCUUGCUUGCUGAAUCUCUGGUAUUAGGCUUGGUCACUGUGCUGGAGAAAAAUAUUGCAGAUAAUGCAAAGAAAUAUGUAUUCAAUAUUCUAAAACUUGUUUUGGAGAACUCAAAUGCAAAGAAGCAGGUCUGUAAAGAUAAUCAUAUUGCUGCACUGAUUCCUAUGGUUUUCAGUGUGUCCAGGCAACUUGUCCCUGAUUUGUUAGAUGCAGUGUGUGAGCUGAUAAACGAGGUGAGCUUUGCUGAAACAUACUCAGCCAACAUCAUUCCAGUACUUAUGAAAUUACUAUCUAAUAAAGACAAGGACGUCUUGCUGCCAGCUCUAAAAGCCAUGGCCUUGAUGGCUGCUGCUUCACCAAUCUGCAAGGAUGCCUUGGGCAAACAAACUGAUCUGGUUCCACUUUUGGUGCAACUGUUUUAUGAAUGCCAACAGAAAACCUUGAUGGUUGCGUGGAGUGAAGCUGUAGGAAACAUUGUAGAGGGAAAUCCAAACAACCAAAAUUCUUUUAUUUGUGAGAAUAUAGGGACAAUUCUUCAUCAGAUGCUGAAAUUCAAAACCAGAGAUGUACAGAUGUCAGCCAUCAAAACCAUACACAGACUUGUGUCCAGUAAUGUGACUGCACAGAAGACAUUCAUGGAACAAAAUGGAAUUUCUCCUCUUCUUCAUUUACUCAAGAGAACUCGUACAGUGCGUACUCAGGAGGAAAUAAUACAGACUCUUUGGGCUUUAGCAGGAGCAGACAAAGAAAGACAGAGAAUAAUUGCAGCCAGAAUAGGUGUAUCCUUGCUAGUGGAAUUUCUGGAAACCCCUUCAUAUAAGCUGAAUUUAAUUGGCACUAAAGCUUUGAGUGUUUUGGUUCAGGGUCCGUAUGAUGUGAGAAAUGCUGUUGCGUCUGCCAGUGGAGCACACCAUCUGGUCCGACUGCUGACAUCAAACAUGGAGGAUGUGCUUCUCAGUGCAGUUCAAACUGUUCGGCACAUAUGCCUUGGUGUUGGUUUUAUUUCUCAUCACAAAAACCAGACUGCUGUUGCAGGUUGCAGGGGCCUUCACUACCUGGUGGCAUUAUUAAUCUAUUCUCAGUCAGAAUGUAUCCGAGUGGAGGCAGCACUUACAAUUGCAGCAAUUGUUCUAGGACACAGUGAGAACUUGGGACUGCUCUGCAGGGAUUCAGAUUUCAGUUAUGAGUAUGUUCUGCGCUUGUGGCAUUCACACAGAGAAGAUGUUGGCCUGUUAGCAGGUUCUGCUUUAGCAACCUUUGCUUUUAACUGUCCAAGUCAGCAGAAGGCCAUUGUCCAGUGUGGUGGAGUCAGAUGGUAUCAAUUUAAGUCUUUUCUGAAAUCUUCUAAGGAGACUUUUAGGACUCAUGCAGCUUUCCAGUUAGUUAUUCUUGCACCAAUCAUACUUGACAAGAAGCCGUCGUAUACCUGUGCUGUUGGAAUUCAGACUCUUGUCAGUUUGCUAGAAGAUUCAACCUCAGAUGAGACUCUUGCCUUGGCAGCAGACUGUGUGGCAAGACUGUCUCACUCAAGAGCAGGUCUUCCAGCUGCAAUGGUCUCCAUAGAAGUUGUCAGCAUGUUAUGUCAGCUGCUUUCCAGUGUAUCAGAACAAGUGCAAGGCUCUGCUGCUAUUGCACUGAAUUACUUAAGCUUCAAUCACGUAGCACAAAGGCAGCUUCUUAAGAGGUGCAGAGAAGAUCCCCAACUAAUGAAAGCAUUAAUUUAUUUUAAUAAGAAACAAAAAUGGUCUACAAAUUUUCUUGAGCGAUGGAAACACAUAAAGGAACUGACCCUGCCGCCUGUCAGGAGAAGAAGAGUAUCUUUACCACCAAUUAAUAACCAGAUAAAGGACAGGACAACACCCAGGAACCAGCUUGGUAAUGUAUCUAAUUGUAUCUAUUGGUAACCAUAACUGUUUUUUACUGUAUAUGCAGAUAGAGCUGCCAUCAGGAAUCACAGGGCCCCCAUACUAAAUAGGGAUGCACUGAAUCCACUAUUUUGGAUUCGGCCGAACCCUCUGAAUCCUUUGUGAAAGAUUC